Hibiscus syriacus is the source of this 1330-nucleotide messenger RNA. Its product is annotated as MATH domain and coiled-coil domain-containing protein At3g58340-like. The coding region runs from base 104 to 979 and encodes 291 amino acids. Gene Ontology annotation, molecular function: protein binding. NCBI's taxonomy places the organism in Eukaryota, Viridiplantae, Streptophyta, Magnoliopsida, Malvales, Malvaceae. The record is from RefSeq and is a predicted model, not a curated record. The transcript is spliced from 5 exons.
AAACGAAAGGACUUACAUUGUCAAUAUUUGUAGAAGGCACGCUUGAAUUAUCUUCCACUCCAGGUUCUGCGGAUAGCAUCUUGGAGCACCAGAUUCUUUGAUAAUGGAAGUGAAUAGCAGGUGUGGGUCUAAUCUUCCCAAGGUCAUAUGGACGGUUGAAAUUUUGGAUGCGGUGGAUGAUAGUAAGCCUCAGUCUGAGGGUGUUAAUGGACAAGUAACCAAGGUGACUUGGAGGAUUGAGAAUUUCUCCAGAAUCAAUAACAAAGAGAUCUGCUCUCAACAUUUUACUGUUGAUGGCAACAAAUGGCAAAUAAGUAUCUUUCCCAAGGGGAACAACGUGGAUGCUUUGUCAAUUUAUUUAGGAGUUGCAGAUUCAGCAACUUUGCCUUCAGGAUGGAGUCGAUUUGCCCAAUACGGAUUUGCAGUCAUCGACCAAAUGGAUCGCAGAAAUUCUUUUACUAAAGUCGCUACUCAUGUGUUCAACGCGACGUCUGAUAAUUGGGGUUUUCCUUCAUUCUUUGCACUUUGUGAAUUAAACGACCCUAAAAGAGGCUACCUCGUCAAUGAUGCAUGCUUAGUUGAAGCCUAUAUUUCCACUGAUAGGACUCCAGGUCUCAUUUCAAAGGAAUUCAUGCUCAAAACGGAUUCGGCUAAACAUAAGACCGUGGAAGCUGAUCAUGUGAAGGAAACCAUAGACAACCAGACAACUGCGAAAACCGAACCAGUAGAAAUCACAACUCCUUCACCAACUCAGCCUUGCCAGAACGUUGAAAGUCAGGCCGUUGAACCUACAGAAGAAGAUGUAGAGACAUUUUUCACUAGCUUAGAGUCUGAGCUUUCAAGCCAUGACACUGUUUUUUCUAAAGAAGAAGCAAAGGAAGCACUGGCUAAAUUAGAUGAAGCCUUGAGUAUGACCCCAGUUAAUCUCUACCAUUCAGGGAAGUUUUUUUUCCACUUAAGAAGGCUUUCAAGAUCCUAGCUAGUUUCGAUUGUUCCUCUACCACCCUUACAAUUGAGCAGAAAAAUGAGCUGUUGGCCAUGGAGGAAAGCUUGAAAGAACUAGCCAAUCGAGCAGCGAAAGCAGUGCAGGACAAGAUCCGACUUACGGAAAAGGAAUCCAUCAAGCUGACGAUUACUUGUAAUUUGGAUCGUAAUCUAGUCAGAUAUAAGGAGGUAGAGCAAAAACUUGCUGCCCUGUUGGCUGAACGAAAUGGGAUAUUCAUAAGUUCCAAGGAAAUGAAAAAGGAGUUGGUAGCAUUGGGAAAGGAGUAUGAGGCCAAUGCCAAGGCUGCUGAGGAGGAAGAGAGAAGCGUUGAGGCAGAAUGGGAAA